AUGGCGCAGUUUGAAAGCCAGCAAUUGCGCAGGGCGAGCAUGCAGGACUAUAGGAGUUUUCCCUUAUAUCUGUCACAAGAAAUUUGGGAUGCUCUUGCUGAUCGGAAGAUGUCUCAAGUGAGUCGGGUUGAUCGCUUGGUUCGGCACUUAGUGAACAACCUUGGAAUGCGUCAUCCGACGGAACCAUCGAUGGCUGUCAUUGCCUCGCUGGUGGGACAGCAGGACAAUUUGACAAUUCCACAGCUGCUGACGUUGCUACAAACGGUCAAGAGUGUCUUGAAGACAACAGUGACACGGGCUGGACACUCUGGCAUUCCAUUGCCAGCAGGUCGCUAUUUGGAGUUGUUGCCCAACCAGGUGGCAGAGUUGCCGAGCGAUGUGGCAGAGGCGAUGGCCCUUGGCGGAUUCGCUGCUCCUCCCAUGUCUGUGGAUUUGAAUGUGGUCUGGCAAACUGCCCGCACCAUUCCUUUGCGGAACACACAUCGCGAGGUGCAGUUGCAGAGGCAGUUGGAGAAUCAGCAGAACACGCUGGCCCUGCAGGGCUUUCCGGAUCGCCUGGCAGGUUUGCAAAUGGCACAGGCGGUUGCAAUUUUUGCCGUUGCCAUGGGUGGGCAGACGGCAGUCAGGCAGCCUGAUGCGCUAUUGCCGAAUCUGCAAAUUUUUGGAGACGCGGAAGUGGAAGCUGUGGCCGCGCCUGAGGGCACGGGAUCUGCUGGCGACAAGCCUGCAUCAGCGCUGGUGAGAGCCGCUGCUCAGAAAGCUGUGCCACCGCAGAAGGCGGAAGGCAAAGCUCCUGGAAAGGCAGCUGCGGCUGCAGAUGCCGCAGGGCACCACAAGGAACUGAUGGUAGCGCUGCUCAAGACAGCCAUGGAAACGGCUGGCAAGUCUUUCCAGUAG
This is a messenger RNA of Cladocopium goreaui, 897 nucleotides long. NCBI's taxonomy places the organism in Eukaryota, Dinophyceae, Suessiales, Symbiodiniaceae. The record is from the annotation of a GenBank genome assembly.